Planococcus citri (citrus mealybug) is the source of this 4228-nucleotide messenger RNA. Its product is annotated as transient receptor potential cation channel subfamily A member 1-like. The coding region runs from base 393 to 3722 and encodes 1109 amino acids. The record is from RefSeq and is a predicted model, not a curated record. NCBI's taxonomy places the organism in Eukaryota, Metazoa, Arthropoda, Insecta, Hemiptera, Pseudococcidae. Gene Ontology annotation, biological process: transmembrane transport; monoatomic ion transport. The transcript has a single exon. Gene Ontology annotation, cellular component: membrane. Gene Ontology annotation, molecular function: protein binding; monoatomic ion channel activity.
GCGGUCAUUUGUGAUAAAAUGAGUCAGUACCUAGGUAUUUGUAAAACAUUGUUGAAGAAGUAAAGAAUACUUCCACAUGAAUCUGUAUACCUUCCAGGAGGUGUCUAGAUAUUACUAACAAGUUUGGGAAGCCCUGCUUUCCAAAAGCGCAGUCAAUGUAUAAAAACGCAAGCAAUGAAAAGCGUAAACAGUUAACAGCCUGUUGAGAACAUUCUCAUAACAUUACUAGUGCCUUUACGCUAAACUUUCAGUAAAAUAACAUUUAUGAAGUUUCGUUCUCAUUUCAUCAAAAUACAUAUACAUACAUACGUUAUGAAAUUAGCUACAUUACAAUAAGUAAAUGAAUCAUUUAACAGUAAAUUACAAUUUGUCACAGAUUGGAAGAGUCAGCCAUGUUCGAUAAUUCGGAUUUACUUCACUUACUUGAAAACCGAGCGUUGAAAGAAUUCGAAGAAGCAUUGCGAAAUGGCAUCCAGUCUGGACAAGUGGAUAUCAAUGUUUGCUACUACAAAAGCCCUGACCAUGUCACUCUACUGCAUAUUGCUUGUAAAUCAAAGGGUUGUCACGAAUUCGUUCCAGUCCUACUGCAGAAUGGCGCAGAUAUCAACAAACCAAGCAAGGAUAAAUUUUGCAGAUCAGCGAUUCAUUUUGCUGUGGAAAACAGUAAUUUGGAAACGUUGAAAAUUUUAUUAAACAAUGCCAAUUGCAAUGUAAACACUUUAUCAAUGCAAGGAUACUCGGCUUUGCAUUAUGCAGUCAUGAACGACGACGCCGAUUCCAUAAAGCUUCUUCUGCACCAUCCAGGCAUAGAUGUGAAUGUAUGUAGUCGCACAGAUCAAACACCUUUGCAUUUGGCAUUGAAUAGUUAUCGAAGGAAUGCCAUUCACGAGUUAUUAAAUCAUCCACAAGUUGACUUGGAUGCGCGCAGAGACUUCAGUGGUCAAACGUGUCGUGAGCUGAUUGAAGCUAAAUAUUCGAAGUUUGCUUUCAAAAUAUCCAGAAUUAGUUUUUCAGCAAAUGAAAGUGAUAAUACUUUAUUUUCAUUGCUAUAUAAAGGUGACAUACAAAAAUUCUGCGAACAAGUCUUGAUAACCAAACCCAAUUCGACAGAUCAUGAUGGUAGAAACACAUAUUUGCAGUAUGCUUGUCAUAAUGGUUUAGUACAAGCCGUAGAGAUUCUAUUGAGAGCCGGAGUUGAUCCUAAUCAGUGUUGUCCAAAUAAUCAAAUUAAACCAAUAAUGAUAGCAGCUAAACGAGGCCACCAUACCAUCUUGAACAUUCUAUUGCAAAACUCCAGAGUAUCAUUAGAACCAGAUGCCAUGAAUACGGUAAUAAAUAUGCUAUUAAUUGAGAUAUUAAUAGCCAAGGAAAAUGAACCAUUGAGAAGGAAUUAUCUUAAAUGUGUAAAAAGUUUUUUGACCAGUAGAUUUUUCUGGGAAUUUGGUAUCAACCACCCAAUUAAGGAAGGAAACUCUCUACUACAUUAUGCUAUCAAACUGAACGAUGAAAACAUCGUAGAAGAUCUUUUACAAGAUGGGAUGAACCUUAAAUUGGAUAUCAAUCAACAAAACAAUGAAGGUGACACUCCGCUUCAUUGCGCUGUAAAAGCAAACAAUGAAAAGAUUCUAAAAGCCCUUUUAGUCUUUGGAGCCGAAUUCGAAUCGAAUGAAGCAAACUUCAAAUUAGAUAUCAAUCUGAGGAACACUGUAGGAAACACUCCGCUACAUUGUGCUAUCAUACUGAAUGAUGAAAAAAUGGUAAAAGAUCUUUUACAAGUUGGGUUGAACUUUAAAUUGGAUAUCAAUCAACAAAACAAUGAAGGUGACACUCCACUUCAUUAUGCUGUAAAAGUGAGCAAUGAAAAAAUUCUGAAAGCCCUUUUAGGCUUUGGAGCCAAAUUCAAAUGGAAUGGAGCAAACUUCAGAUUUGAUAUCAAUCAGAGGAACAAAGAAGGAAACACUCCACUCCAUUGUGCUGUGGAACUGAACAUUGAUAAAAUUGUAAAAGAUUUUUUACACAGUGGGAUCAACUGCAAAGUAGGUGUAAGUAGCCCAAUUCAGGAAGAUCAGGAAGAAAGCACUAGAAUUCAACCAGUUCUGAAAGCUGCAGAUGAAGAAAUCAUAAAAGACCUUUUAUGCGCUGGGGCUUACGUUGGUCGAAAGAAUUAUUUGCAGAAAGUGCCUUUGAACUCCAUACCAGCUUCUGUACUCGAGGAAUACUUGGAUAGCUGUAUUUCCACUAAUGGAAAGCAUACCAGAGACAAAAACUUCGAGAUAGUACUUGACUACAGCAUGAUGAUUGGGUCCAAUCCUAAACUAGAGGAAUCUGCAGAAGACGAAGUUGAUGAUGAUUUGACCGAAAUGGAAAUUUUGCUAACCAUGGUCAAUACUACAGAGCUGAGGAAACUCAUUAAGCAUCCGGUGUUGAUGAGUUUCUUGAAUUUGAAAUGGUACUCUAUUUCUAAAUAUUUUUAUAUUAAUUUAAUUUUUCACGUUAUUUUCUGCUUAUUACAUACUGCCUAUAUUUUCCACAUUAAUGGGUGUUGGAGAGACCGCAAUGAUACUCAAAUGCUUAAUACUUCGGUUAAUUUUUCUCAAGGUCAGGAUAGCUCUCAACAGUUGCUUGAAGAUAUGAAUAUCCAUCACGUUUCAAUAAUUGUUAUUUGUUUGCGGUAUAUGUUGAUUGUCUCAUGUGUUAUGCUAUUUCUCUGGGAACUAUAUCAAUGCUACAAACAUCCUUGGAGAUAUGUUACUUCACUGGAGAACUGGCUGGAGUUGAGUUUGAUCUGCAUACUACUCGCUUUGCUAAUACUCAACAUGGACUUUGAACAAAGACGCCAGCUCUCUUCUGCAGCAAUUAUGCUCUCCUGGAUAAAUCUAAUGUUUAUAAUUGGCCGGCAUCCAUUAUCAUCCACCAAUGUUGAAAUGUUCAAAACUGUCAGCAUCAGCUUUCUUAAAUUUCUAGCUUGGUAUUCAGUUUUAAUUUUAGCUUUCACUUUGAGCUUCUACAUCUUAUUCAAAGAUGAUCUCCAAGACAACAGUAAAUUCUUCAAACAUCCUGCUCUGGCCAUUAUAAAAUCCAUCAUAAUGUUGACUGGGGAAUUUGAAGCCGGUUCCUUUCCAUUAUUUCCAUUUGAUCUGAAAUAUGGCGCUAACUAUGUCUUAUUCAUUCUGUUUGUCUUCUUCAUAGCCAUAGUACUGUUCAACUUGCUGAAUGGGUUAGCCAUCAGUGAUACUCAGGCUAUCAGAUCUGAUGCCGAAUUGUUGGGAAUAGUUUCCUUAGUGAAAAUGAUUUUGUAUGCCGAAGACAUUGCCACGUCGGACUUUUUCAAACCUCUCAGUUUUCUGCACAGGAGUCAAUCUCCAAAUCCAGAUUCGGAUAAUAAAAUCUUGUACGUUCUACCCAACAUAAAUAACUUCGCGUUUAUGAAAAAAGAACGCGUUUCAACGUUUUAUGAGAGACUCCGACUCGAUCCACGCAUAGUGGAAAAACCUCUUUCAAUGUAUCAUAAUAAACUACAAAUUGAUCCACACAUAGUGAAAGAUGCUGUGAAAAUACUAGAAAAAAGGAACCAACAAAACAUGGGAGUCGAAGAGCGCAUUUCUGAAAAAAUUUCCAAGUGUUUCUCAAGGAUGGAAAAUGUCGAGAAAUUGAUUAAUAUCAAGUUGGAAACUGUUGAUGAAUCAUUGAAAAAGGUGAUGGAAAUUUUGGAAUCGAAAUAGGCUCGAGGAUGACUUGAUAGGUGAAUAUCAUAUUUUGCUCAAAUAGUUAGUGAAAAAAUAGAACUAUUAACAUGCAUACCUAAGUCAUCCAGAAAUUGUUUAUUUGUAAAUUUAACGUAUUUAUAUUAUUUAUUUCCCUACUCCUCUAAACCUAUUUUUUUUCACUUUCACCGUCAUAUGUAUGACUUUUUUAAGAAAUUUAAUAUUUUUAUGUGUUUAAUUAAUCGUUAUUUAUACAUGUACAAGUUACUUUAUACCUACGUGAAUAAAAUGUUGAUGCUUACGUGCCUUUGCUUAUUAUUUUUAAUAAAUUGAUCAAUUCAACCAACUAGCUUACUAGAUACUAAGACUUACCUACCUAUAUCCAAUUAAUAAAAAAUCAUUGCUUCUUAAAAUAUUACCUACUUCCGCAAAAUUCAUUAGUUCUGAAACUUUUGACAUAAACGCAAAGCAGCCAAAUUUUAUUAAUUAUUCCAACUUGGUAUCUUAAAAAAAAUUUUCAAUUG